Molecule: messenger RNA, 2482 nt
Organism: Gadus chalcogrammus (walleye pollock)
Lineage: Eukaryota; Metazoa; Chordata; Actinopteri; Gadiformes; Gadidae
Product: protein EFR3 homolog B-like
Exons: 22
Coding region: 197-2482 (761 amino acids)
Biological process (GO): protein localization to plasma membrane
Cellular component (GO): plasma membrane
Source: RefSeq, a predicted model, not a curated record
CCAAUCGCGCUCCACGGUGGCAUUCUUGCUAGGUUUCUUGGUGCACGUGCAGGCAAUUCCUCUCAGUGAGAGAGACCUAUGUGUGUGUGAGCAUUUUCUGUGUGUGUGCGGGUCUCUUGCUGUGAGAGAGCGGCAGAAGCUGCGUUUGCAAAGGCUGCAGACUGUUCUCUGUAGAGUCACUUGAUCAUCACGAUCGAUGUACGGGGUGUGCGGUUGUUGUGGUGCCCUGAGGCCUCGCUACAAGAGGCUGGUGGACAACAUCUUUCCAGAGGACCCUGAGGAUGGGCUAGUGAAGGCAAACAUGGAGAAGCUGACGUUCUACGCCCUGUCAGCUCCGGAGAAGCUGGACCGUAUCGGGGCCUACCUGUCUGAGAGGCUGUCCAGGGAUGUGGCUCGCCACAGAUACGGCUACGUGUGCAUAGCGAUGGAGGCCCUGGACCAGCUGCUGAUGGCCUGCCACUGCCAGAGCAUCAACCUCUUCGUGGAGAGCUUCCUCAAGAUGGUGCGCAAGCUGCUGGAGUCGGACAAACCCAACCUCCAGAUCCUGGGCACCAACUCGUUUGUGAAGUUCGCCAACAUAGAGGAGGACACGCCGUCGUACCAUCGCAGCUACGACUUCUUCGUCUCGCGCUUCAGCGAGAUGUGCCACUCCAGCUACGAGGACCCCGACAUCCGCACCAAGAUCCGCAUGGCAGGCAUCAAGGGUCUGCAGGGCGUGGUCCGGAAGACGGUGAACGACGAGCUCCAGGCCAACAUCUGGGACCCCCAGCACAUGGACAAGAUCGUUCCCUCGCUGCUCUUCAACCUGCAGAGCGGGGAGGGUGUGGAGAGCCGCUCUCCAUCAGAGAAGGAGAAGGAGAGCCCGGUGGAGCUGACGGAGCGCUGCUUCAGGGAGCUGCUGGGGCGCGCCGCCUACGGCAACAUCAAGAACGCCGUCACGCCCGUCCUCAUGCACUUGGAUAACCACUCAUUGUGGGAGGGCAAGACAUUUGCUGUGCGCUGCUUCAAGAUCAUCAUGUAUUCCAUCCAGUCCCAGCACUCUCACCUGGUCAUCCAGCAGCUCCUGGGCCACCUGGACGCCAACAGCAAGUCCUCCGCCACCGUGCGGGCCGGCAUCGUGGAGGUGCUCCUGGAGGCGGCCGCCAUCGCGGCCAGCGGUUCAGUGGGCCCCACAGUGCUGGAGGUGUUCAACACCUUGCUGCGGCAGCUGCGUCUGAGCGUGGACUUUGAGCUGACUGGCUCCUACGACCCGGGCAGCAGCAUGGGCACCAAGAUCAUCAAGACCCACGGAGAGAGACAGCUGCAGGAGGCCGUCAUCAGAACCAUCGGGUCGUUUGCCAACACGCUGCCGACCUACCAGAGGUCAGAGGUCAUGCUCUUCAUCAUGGGCAAGAUCCCUGUGCCUGGCGUCCACCCUGCACUGUCCUCCUCGUGCUCUGGGCCUGAAGGAACCAGGAUGAUCCAGAUCAUGCUUCUCAAGUCCCUGGUACAGGUGACGGCGGGCUUCCAGACCACCAACAUGCUGACGGCGCUGCCCAGCUCGUUCCUGGAGCCGCUGCUCUCCUUCUCCCUCACCGAAGACCCCGAGGUCCGCCUGCUGGUGAUCCACAUCCUGCUCAGCCUCAUCGAUCGCCACGACAACCGCCCCAAGUUCUCCGCCAUCAGCAUUAUCUCGGAUAUCUCUGUGCUCAAGCUGAAGGUGGACAAGUGCUCCAGACAAGACAACUUGUUCAUGAAGAAGCACGGCCAGCAGCUCUACCGCCACAUCUACCUGGGCUGCAAGGAGCAGAGCAGCGGGCGGCAGCACUACGAGAACCUCUACAACCUGCUGGCCCUGCUCAGCAUGGAGCUGGCCAACGAGGAGGUGGUGGACCUCAUCCGGCUGGCGCUCGCCCUGCAGGACCUGGCACUGUCCACGGAGGAGUCCAUGCCCGUGUUCAACCGCUGUGCUAUCCACGCGCUCGCUGGCGCGUACCUCAACCUCAUCUGUCAGCUGACCACAGUACCCGCCUUCUGCCAGCACAUACAUGAGGUAAUUGAGGUGAGACAGAAAGAAGCCCCCUUCCUUUUGCCGGAGGACAUCUUCAUAGAAGGGCCCAAGCUACCUCCCUCUCUGGAGAAGGUGGAAGGGGAGGUGCUUUUCCUCCAGUCCAAGAUCACGGAGGUCCUGGGAGGCAGCGGCUACAACAUAGACCGGCUGGCCACGCCAUACAUCCCCCAGUACACCGAUGAGGAUCGCCUCUCCAAGAGGAAGAGCAUCGGGGACAACAUCUCCCUCCCGCCAGAAGACGAGUCCCGUAACAGUCCUGAGAAAGAGGAGCGUACCCCAGCAGAGGAGAUCACGUUUGAAACGCUCAAAAACGCCAUUGUGGACAGUGUGGGUAUGGAGGAGCAGGAACGGGAGCGUAGGCGACAGGUGGUCGAGAAGUUCCAGAAGGCCCCGUUCGAGGAGAUAGCUGCCCACUGUGGCGCCAGGGGGUAA